Molecule: messenger RNA, 996 nt
Organism: Penicillium maclennaniae
Lineage: Eukaryota; Fungi; Ascomycota; Eurotiomycetes; Eurotiales; Aspergillaceae
Product: glycoside hydrolase family 5 protein
Exons: 6
Coding region: 1-996 (331 amino acids)
Biological process (GO): glucan catabolic process
Molecular function (GO): hydrolase activity, hydrolyzing O-glycosyl compounds
Source: RefSeq, a predicted model, not a curated record
AUGAGAUUGAAUCACCUCGUCCUCAUUGCCGCUGUGAUCGGAUCCACAGCGGCGUCACCAGUCAAGGAUGCAAAGCGAAACUCUGCAUUCCAAUGGUUCGGAUCCAAUGAAUCAGGUGCUGAAUUUGGGACUAGUUACCCCGGAGUUUGGGGAAAGGACUUUAUCUUUCCAGAUACAAGUACCAUCCAGACAUUGAUCAACGAUGGCAUGAACAUCUUCCGAGUUCAGUUCAUGAUGGAAAGAAUGGCUCCUAAUGGCAUUACGGGAUCAUUCGAUGCGGCUUAUUUGAAGAACUUUACUACUGUUGUGGACUAUAUCACCAAUGCAGGUGCUCAUGCUAUCAUCGACCCACACAACUAUGGCCGAUACGAUGGAGCAAUCAUCACGAGCACAUCCAACUUUCAAACUUUCUGGCAAAACCUCGCUAGCCAGUUCAAGUCGAACAACCUUGUUAUCUUCGACACGAACAAUGAGUACAACAAUAUGGACCAAACUCUCGUCUUGAACCUCAACCAAGCCGCCAUCAAUGGCAUCCGGGCCGCAGGCGCCACGUCACAAUACAUCUUUGUCGAAGGCAACUCAUGGUCGGGCGCCUGGACCUGGACUACCGUCAACGACAAUAUGAAAGAGCUUACCGACCCGCAAGACAAGAUCGUCUACGAGAUGCACCAAUAUCUUGACUCGGACGGAUCUGGCACUAGUGCGACAUGCGUGUCAUCCACGAUCGGCGUGGAACGCAUCACAUCCGCUACUCAGUGGCUCAUUGCCAAUGGCAAGAAGGGCUUUUUGGGUGAAUUUGCGGGUGGUGUCAAUAGUGAUUGUCAAGCUGCGAUCUCGGGCAUGUUGAGCUACAUGGCGCAGAACUCGAAUGUCUGGACCGGGGCUUCGUGGUGGGCAGCCGGGCCGUGGUGGGGUAAUUACAUCUACAGCAUGGAGCCACCCAGCGGUGUAGCGUACACGGGGAUGCUGUCUAUUUUGAAGCCUUAUUUUAAUUAG